This is a messenger RNA of Leptonychotes weddellii (Weddell seal), 6163 nucleotides long. NCBI's taxonomy places the organism in Eukaryota, Metazoa, Chordata, Mammalia, Carnivora, Phocidae. The record is from RefSeq and is a predicted model, not a curated record.
CAAACAAACAAACAAACAAACAAACAAAAAUAAAUUGAGUCUCUUGGAGGUAUAUAGUUGGAUCCCAUGCCAAAGUUUGAAAACCACUGUUACGAAGUGCUAAGAUCAAUUCAUUAACUAACAUGUCAGAAAUUAUGUGGCAAAGCACAUUAUCCUUCAAGGGAGUCACCUUGGGAAUGUAGCUACUUCUAAUGUUGGUGCUGUUUCUCACAAAACAUUUGGGUUCCCCUUUUGGGAUAGAUUUGAGAGCCAGGUUGAGGCACAGGAAAGAAUCAGUUUUAUUAUUAGUAAUUUAUUAUCAUACAUAGUCUUAGGAAUGUUCCAGAUGACUUUUUACUUAUUUUCAGAAAUAAAAGCCACCUUCCAAAGUUUGCCACCAUUGGGAGUAUUUAAAAGGUCGUGCUGUAGGUUUUCAUAUAUUAUAGGAGAAGGAGAAAUACUGAAAGGUUUAAAGAAAUUCAGUGGGUGAAGAUGGUAGGCAUCCUUAGCACUUACGGAGCAGGGAUUCUGGCUUUAGGUGAGUAGUCAGUGAACUUUUAAAAUUGUAAACCUUAUAUUACUUUAUUCCUUAAAACCUCAAAGCUUUCCUUUAUUCUUCAGAGUAAAAGCCUGAUUUCCUACUGUUUCCUACAAGGCCCUGCUUGAUCUAUCCUUCUCCAGCCUUCCUCUCUGAAGGCAGGACCUGCCUCUGCCCUCUCCUACUCUGCUGUAGGCUCCCUGCCUGGCUAUUCCCUUAUAACUCUACCCCCACGCCCCCCACCCCAGCAUGUUCCUGCCCCAGGGCCUUUGCACUUACUGUUUUUCCAGCCUGAAUUGUUCUCCCACAUAUUUCAUACUUUCACUCUCUUUCCUUUCUGAUCUCUGCUCAAACAUCCCUUUAUUGGCCUGGUUUUACUAACCACUUUAUAUACAAUGGUGACUUUUUCCCUUCUUAUUCCACUUGAUAUUUGACCAUUGUAUUUAUCACCACCUGCCUUUGUAUAUUUACUUGCUUGUUUUUUGCCCCUAUUUCCCAUGAGGGCAGGGUUUUGUCAGUUUUCGUUCAUUGUUUUAUCCUCAUUGUCUAGAACAGGGCCUGGCAGUUAGAAGUAUUGGAUAGAUAUUUGCCAAAUGAGAAAAUGAAUGACCAUUUAGUAUGGUGAUUGUAUAUCUUACAUUUCCCAGGAUGUAUCUGUUGGCAGAUAUUCUGGCUUAUUGUCAAGUCAUGAGGUCACUGUAUUUGGAAUGAAGAAUGUGAUCAUGUACGUCUGUAUUGUAGGAUCAUUCCAAGUCUGAGAUUCUAUAAUUCCCCAUAAACCACAAGGCUUGGCACUCGGUAGGUGCUCCCUAGUGGUCUGUGGACGAAUUGAAUGAAGACCUCCGAUGGCUUUUCAGUGGAGCCUCUUUCUGCCCCUGACCUGUUGUUUUACAGACCAUGGUUAACGAUUUCAGACCCUGCGUUUCUGCAGGGACUGUGAUUCACCACAGUUAUUUCCAGAACAGAAACUCUCUUUGGGUGUAAUGGUCAAAGCUUGGAGCUAACUUGGUUUUAGUUAGAUGUAAUUCAUUGAAUUUCCUUGGUUAAUAACUAACCACUACAAUGAAGAAGUAAUUCAGCGAAUGCCUGUUGCAUCUGGGAAAGGGAAUGGAAUGGUUUAAAUUCUGUCAAGAUGAAUGUGGACUUUUGGUGAUCUUUGUGAUCAGGAUUUGACCCUGAAGCAUGGCUGGCGGACUGGUGCAAUUAUCCCGGAGCUGAGAUCCGAGCUCAGGAUCAUGAACACGGAGCAGUACAUUCAAACCAUGACCUGGCUGCAGACCCUGACCGGGUUAUUGGAACAGAUGCAGGUUCACAGAGAUGCCGAGUCACAGCUGGUUUUGCAGGAGUGGAAAAAGGAAAGAAAGGAGAUGAGAGAAAUGACCAAAAAUUUCUUCAACACCCAGUUUGGAAGCUUGUUCCGCACAGACCAGAACCCGACCUACUUCCUGAGGCGCCUGUCACGCUUUGCUGACAUCUACAUGGCGUCUCUGAGCUGCCUCUUGAACUACGAUGUCAGCCACACGUUCUACCCGCGGAGGACUCCGCUGCAGCACGAACUUCCCGCCUGGUCGGACAGGGCCCCCACCUUCAGACUCCCCCUCCUGCAGGAGGCCCACGCCAAGUAACCAGGUGCCCACCUGCGGAAAAAGCCAGAAGCAGGGACAACCCUCAACUGGCUGGACGUGAUGGGGUUGACUUGUGUGCAAAUGAGUGUUGCUUUUGGAAAAGAUACAAAUACGCCUUUUGGUAUUUAUUACGGAGACUCCUUCCACGUUGUUGAGACAGAAGCAGGCAGCCCACCAGUUCCGCCUUUGCGUUUCUCGUUGGGCCGAGUGGCAAGCUUCCUAUCGAAACCCUGCGAUCAGCCUUUUUGUUUACCAGGGUACUGGAACGGGUGUCCGUGUUUCUGGGCUCGGUGAGCCUCCCUGAUGCCAUCUCUCAAUUCCAGCCGCUGGAAUGUCGCACGUGUUCUUGACUCUUCCGUGGACAGUGGGCUGACCGUUCACGGCCAGUGCUGUGGGGACCGCAGGGGCACAGUGCCGGGCAACAGGAAACGGCUCGCGGAAAGCUGACGGAUGAGUCCGUGAGCUCCGUAAGAGCAUCGCCGUAAUAGCAUCCGUAACAGCAUCGUACGUAGCCUCCAGCGCCCACAUCAUGUGACACUAGGGCUGUGGCAUCCCCGUGCGUCACUCGAAGGGAGACUCAGCAUCCCUGCAGAGUCUUCUGUGAAGGAACAGAGAAGUUGCAAGUCCUUGACCCGUGGUUGUCGUCAGCGGCCGCUUCCGGGGCCUGCCCCAUGCUGGGAGCACCUGUGGGGUCGCGGGUGAUGGGCGCGUCCACUCCUUUUGCGGGGAGGGAGGGUGAGGAGACCAGAGCUCUGCUUUACUGCAGAACCCAGCUGCGAGAAACAAGCAGGUCGGAGGAACCAGCGCAUUUGUGGUGGCCCCCUGGGAGUUUAUGCCCCCUGAAAACGCCACCCACAUGUUGGUUUGAUGUGCCCAUUGGAGGACAGAAGAUGAAGCAGGCACAAAAAAUGCCCUUGUAAUGAUAUGCCCCUCCCGGACCCCUGCGGGGUUGUGUUGGAAUCUUGUUAAAACAUCUGCAUGACCAGCAGGGGAGGAGGGGAUGGCCCCGUCACUCACUGCUUAGCUUCCCAGCCCUGUCCUCCCCGUAGAUCUCCUCCCUGCCAUGUUGGUGUGGCUAUUUUGGGAGCCUGGGUGGUUUUCCUGAGGUGUGUGUUUAAGGUGGGAGAGGAUAAAGGGCAAUGGAAGCUAGGAGGAGACUUAGGAAUGGCCUGGCUCAUCAAGCGUCUCAUUCCUUUCUAAGGACAACUCGAGUGGCACGCAUGCUUGUCCCCAGCGGAUGUGGGUGGCAGGCCCCUGAAAGGGCACUUGUGGAGCGUGCUCACUUAUUUAGCACUUUAUUGCGGUUAAUGUAUCGGAACCAGCUUCUGAUGAAAUUUUAGCGUGGCAUUUCAUAGAGUACAGUACACGAAUGACGUGAGUUACACGGCUUCUUCUGUGAUGCCAUUCGUAAUGCCCUUUAGACCCAGGAGGCCCGAUCGGCCCCUUUUUUUACUUCUAAAUUUUGCUACAAACACUGUAGCCCAUUCCUUUUUGGGAACAGGGUAGGCAUUUUGUUUGCUGUGUGUUAGCUCCUAUAUGGUUUAAGCAUCAGAGGGUAUUGCAGAUGGGCAUUUAAUGGGUGCAGGUGGAUGCCCAGGGUGCUUGGUGUUGGGGUCCUCAGCAGACAGGCCGUGCUCAUGGCUUUAGAGUUUCUGCCUGGAAAAGCUGAGUGAGGAAGUAAAAAAGUUUGUUUUUUCUCUCAGUUUUAAUCUAAUCAGGCAGUCAUUGAUAUCUCCUCGGUGCCAGUUACAAGGUGUCUUGUUUACUCAAGAAUAAAGUAGCGCUGUUUUUAUACAACUGCUUUGAUGGAGAGCUAGGUUAGGUGACCCGAGCCUUGGGGGAGAAAUAGAUUUUUCUUGGAAUGAAUAGGGAAUUUUACAACAUAUUACCAAUUAAGAUUUCAGUCUCUGGGCCACUGAACAUGGUAGUAUUGAGACGUGCCACGUACCAUCUGUCUGAGCCGGGCCCACAAAGCAGGCACCUGGUGGGCAGAACCCACACCAGGGCCAGCCACACGGGUCGGGGCGACCGUGUCCACGUGCAGGACAGACAGAGGCAUGCUUCCUGUGUGUGCUCAGUCAAGAUAGAUUGUAACUGUCGUGACUCAGUUGGGGUUUGGCACACGGCACCGGGCAUUUUGUUCUUUCCAGUUCUUUGUCGUGCACACUGAGAGAAGCACAGUGGUACAAGGGAACGGGGUCUGUUUUCUACCAUUUAGAAACUCGGUUUGGAAAGUGAACAGAAGAAAAUGGAUCUGCACGUUGCAAAAUAUCUCCUGUUUUUCGCAUCGGUUAGGCUGGUGGUGCAGGGACGGUCCGGCCGGCCGCAGCGGCUCAGCGAGGCUCAUGGUACCUGGAGCAGACUGCCGCGGAAGGGCCCCGCACAACUGGUUUUGCAGUUGCUUUUAUAGACGAAACUCGGCUUUUAAAGUAUUUUAGGAGUUUGGCUGAGAGCUCCCUCUUUCCUCCUGACAUAGCCUCUUUUUUUUUUUUUUGAAAUUUUAAAAAUUCUCUUCAGCUCCAUUUUCUGCCAUCACCAGUAAUGCUAUGUAACAUACACCACCUGUUACUGAUUUGGGCAUAUCUCAGACUAAAUUACUAGUUGUUUUGAAUGCACUGGCCCUCUUAAUUAUUGCAAAGGAGAAAGGAGAAGUAAUCUUUCCUCCUCACUAAUUUAGCUUUGGGGGAACUAAAUGGCUUUUCCUCUCUCUUCCUCCCAAAGGCCCUUUAAGCCUUAGAAUGUGCUAAAUAUUGGACUUGAUUCCCUGUGCCGCAGGCUCAUUUGCUGCCAAAGACCCACCCCGGGGGCCCUUGUCCAGAAGGCUUUGAGACUACAUUUGGCCAGAGGCAGGGUUCCUUGAUUGCUCUAUUCAGCUACUAGGGAGCCUGUAUUUUGCCCUCUUAAGACUAAUUUCCUUUUAUAGCAAUUCUCUCUCUCUCUUUUUUUUUGCAUUAGCAUUUGGGAGCCUGGCCUCAAAUUCAGGCCAGCCUCAAAUUCAGCUAACCUUUAACACCCUCGUGGGUUAAGGCGAGGCAAGGGAGAGAAGUUUCUCUCUUGCAGGGUUCCGCCGGCGUUGCCUGUAAAAGGGCCAGCGAGGAAGCACUUGCAGCUUUGCAGGCCAUUUUCUGUCGCCAGGGCUCUGGGAACGGGCACGCUGUGUUCCAUCACAGCCUGAUUUACAAAAACAGCUGCAGGCUAGAUUUGGCUCUCCGGCCGUAGUUUGCCCACCCCUGCGCUAGUGGCUUGUGUUGGAGGCUGCGGCACCAGGACCUCGCUGAAAGCACGCAGAUGACCACCUCAGAGCUGGGUGCGGCUGGGAGAGAGUUCUGUAGGUGAGCGCGCCACACUCCCCUGCUCUCCGGGCAUCCGUGCGUCUGUGGCUGGUGUUUCUGGCACAUGGCGUAACCAUUGUGUGUAACUGAACGGCCAGGCUCAGGCACCGGUUGGCCAUCCCUCGCUGCACUGACUGGUGAUUGUGCUCGUAGAAGGGGAUGGGCUUGGCUGCCCAGAACACCCUUCAGAACCGAAGGCCUUUUCCCCCCAGCUGCUGGGUCAGCUGCUGGCUCCCCAUCCUCAGCUGGUGGCCCUGUUCGAGAGCUUCCCCCACUGAAAGCCCUGCCUCAGACGAGGUCACGCCCCCUUCCUUGGAGCCUCCAACUCCAGCCCUGCUUCCUGCCCUUCUCGUUCCUUCUCCGUUCGCAGGUGUUGUUCCCAAGAACACUUGCCCGAACUCGUCCCGCAUGGACACCUCACUCAGUGUCUGCUUCCCGGGGCAGCCAACCCGCUACAGCGCUUCUGUACUAUUUUUUUAGCGCCACAGGCUUGAACCCUGAGGAAACCGUGUUCCAAGUAUUUAAUAGAAUGAUAGAGUGUGCCUGUAGAGUGGUCUCAGGUGCCAUACGUGCGAACUAAGUAGACUUGCUAUUUAUUCUGGAUGUGAAUUUGCUAUUUAUUCUACAUGUUGAUUUUAUGUGAUAGGAUUGAACUUCUUGCCAAAUAAAAGUUUGAAUUGUGUCAUCUA